GUAUCUGAUCAAUCAACCCGACCGACUUCAGUUAUUUUCCUUCCCUGUAUGUAUAUUUUUUAACUAAAUCCCAAACGGGGUGCUUGCUUGAAGAUUCGCCCGCUGGUGUGCUUGGCCUUGGGUUAGGUUAUUUGGUUGUUCCCUUCACAGAGAUGAUGAUGAUGUAUAAUCUGUUUUCUCAAGCUUAAUCGUCAACUCGCUUUUCUAUAAUGUCGCGCGCGUCACAAUUUGGAGAGAGUUCGCACAUCAACGGGGCUGCGAAUUAAUUUGAAAACCCAGCCGCCUCAACUUGAGAGGUGGAACUGUGUUUUCGCCUGAGAGAGACAACACAGCUCUUUUUUCGGCGAAAACAAAUGGGGGACCGUUCCAGUAGAAGAAAAAUGCAGAAGGGCGGCGGAGAUACAACGUCGUCAGCUUCGUCUUCGUCCUCGUUCUCCACCAACUCUGACGAUGACCACCGCGUCGAAGCCUCUUCGAAGCGCUACAAGGGCCGCCACAGGCGGCGCCGCGGGGAAGGCGGCUAUGGGAGAGAGAGGGAGGAGAAGAGGACAAAGAAGAAAAGGAAGGAGAGGGAGAGAGAGAGGAAGCGCCAUAGCCGUAGCAGUCGGAGAUCGCGUCGGGAGCAGAAGAGAAAGGUCUCUGACUCCGACUCUUCCAGCGGUGAGUCCGAAUCUGCCUCCGGGUAUGAUUCGGAGCCUCGGCUUCCACCCCAACAGAUCGUACGAGGUAUAUUGAAGGAAUUCCCUGAUGUGAGUGCUGAUCUGGAGCAGCUUCUCCAAAUGAUUGAUGGUGGACAAGCUGUUGACAUAAGUGAAUUAUCUGAAAGGUCAUUGGUUAAGCAUCUGAAGAAGUUAUUUCAGUCAUUAAAUCUCGAGGAAAGCGGGAACCAUGUAUUUCUGCUGCCUACAAAUGUUCGUCCUACACUUGAGGUUGUUAUGCCAAUUAUUCGAUCUCAAACACAAUCUGAAGGGAACAGUCUUGAUACUUCAAAAGUACUUCAAGAUGCUCCGUCCGUACCACCUGAUGUAGGAUGUAAAGAUAAGGUGGAUGAUAAUGUAGCAGUGUCCUGUCCAAGAGAAGAUAUUGCAGGUCCCAAGAGGAGGGUGAUUGGGCCUGAAAUGCCUUCUGCUGAGCUGCUUGCUGCCGCGGCUAAAUUGACAGAAGCAGAAGCCGAGUUAAGGGAGGUUGAGUUGGAGGAGGAGGCUGAACUGUUCAUAGGACCUCCACCACCUGCUAUGGUUAAAGAAGCUGAAUCAGCAAAUGAGGCAGAACGAUUUGAAGAGGUUACAAGAAUUAUGGGAGUCGAGGUUGAUAGUCCAUAUGAUGUUAUUGGAGUCAAUAGAAAUAUGUCAGCUGACAACAUAAAGAAAAGGUACUGGAAACUGUCUCUUAUGGUGCACCCUGACAAAUGCUCUCACCCUCAAGCUCACCAAGCUUUUAUCAAAUUAAAUAAAGCUUUCAAAGAUUUGCAAGAUCCAAAUAAGCGAAAAACACUGGAUGAGCAAAUUAAUCUCAAGGAGGAACAGGAGAAAUUCAAGGUGGAAUUGAAGGCAAUGCGUGAGGCUGCACAAUGGAGGCACUCACAAGGCUUAUACAUGGACGGUGAUGAUGUGCUCCUGGCAGACAUUGGAACAGAAGUGGCCCCAAAAAGAGAUGAAUGGAUGACAACACUGCCUCCAGAAAGAAAACCUGGUAUGACUAUGCAUACCACAAGGUUUAGCAGGAACUCUAAAGGAGGACGCGGUGAUACGAGUGUUUGGACAGAUACGCCUGUGGAAAGAGCCCAGAAAGCAAAAAUGAAUUAUUUAGAAGCCUACAAUGAGGCCAGCGCACUCGCUUCCAAGGAACAAGCAAAGAGAAGUAUAGAUUCUGUGGCACAAUUGGUGGACGACUACAACGAAGCAAAAAGAUCAAAAUCGUUGGUAGAAAAGCACAGAGAGGCUGCUGGUGCUGGGAGUAGCUCAAAAAAGAAGUCCAAGCAGAAACAGGAGCAGGCGGCAAAAGAGGAGUGGGAGGGGCAGCAUCCUUGGAAGCCAUGGGACCGCGAGAAGGACUUGACUGCUGGGCGAAAAACAGUAAAUUUUGAUAGUGAAAACCUGGCUCAGGGUCUGUCUUCCAGAUUUUCCUCUGGUUCCUUCCAGAGGAACUUCCUUUAGAACAUGAAGACAACAAAAUGGAAGGGCUAUUUACCGCUCAUGCAUGCAUACGCACGCAGAUUACAGAAAACUGUUUUUAAGUUAUGGAUCCAACUCUUUGUCCUCUUGUGCUAGUAAAAGUAGGUUGCUAAGGAUAUAAUGUCAUGUAAUAGUUAUACUUAGUGUGAGUCUGUGAUCCAAACUACAAAUGUAGAUCACAAUGCGAAGUUUGUUAAUCUGCAUGUAUUCUACAAUCUUGUUUAAAGGGAUUUUCUACAAA
This is a messenger RNA of Diospyros lotus (date-plum), 2415 nucleotides long. RefSeq lists its product as uncharacterized. The record is from RefSeq and is a predicted model, not a curated record. The coding region runs from base 354 to 2156 and encodes 600 amino acids. NCBI's taxonomy places the organism in Eukaryota, Viridiplantae, Streptophyta, Magnoliopsida, Ericales, Ebenaceae. The transcript is spliced from 11 exons.